Messenger RNA from Trichosurus vulpecula (common brushtail), 7200 nucleotides. RefSeq names its product kelch like family member 3 (gene KLHL3). Lineage: Eukaryota; Metazoa; Chordata; Mammalia; Diprotodontia; Phalangeridae. The record is from RefSeq and is a predicted model, not a curated record. The coding region runs from base 349 to 2112 and encodes 587 amino acids. Gene Ontology annotation, biological process: monoatomic ion homeostasis; renal sodium ion absorption; protein K48-linked ubiquitination. Gene Ontology annotation, cellular component: cytosol. The transcript is spliced from 15 exons. Gene Ontology annotation, molecular function: protein binding.
GGGCUGCCGCUUUUAGCAGCUGAAAGGGCUGCAGGGAGCUCUGGGUAAGACGUUUUCUACCGCUGCUGGUGCUGCCGCCGCCGCUGCUUGCCGCCGCCGCCGCUGGCGGUUCUGCAGUGUUAGCUGCUGGAGAGAAUCAGAGGAGGAAGGGAGGGAGGUUGGAGGGAGGAGGUCCGGUUGCAGCCAUGCUGAAUCACUGUCCCUGAUUCGAUCCCCUUGCAACCUGGACUUCCACUCCCUUUCUCUCUCUCUGCUGGCUGCCUGGGAACCGCGGGCGGAUCGGACCUGCGAGCGGGGCUGGGAGCCGGGCUCGGUGCCGGAGUCCCGCCGCCGCGGGAGCUGUGCACAAUGGAGGGGGAAAGCAUCAAGCCAAGUUCCCAGUCCCUGGUGGAAGGUGAGGACGAAGAGAAGGACCAGAGGACGAUCACAGUCAACCCUGCCCACAUGGGGAAGGCAUUCAAGGUUAUGAAUGAACUGCGGAGUAAGCAGCUGUUAUGUGACGUGAUGAUUGUGGCUGAAGAUGUCGAGAUCGAAGCUCACCGGGUGGUGCUGGCCGCCUGCAGCCCCUACUUCUGUGCAAUGUUUACAGGUGACAUGAGUGAAAGCAAAGCCAAGAAGAUUGAAAUCAAAGAUGUGGAUGGGCAGACGCUGAGUAAGCUGAUCGACUACAUCUAUACAGCUGAGAUUGAGGUGACAGAAGAAAAUGUCCAGGUGCUGCUGCCGGCAGCCAGUUUGUUACAACUAAUGGAUGUCCGGCAAAAUUGCUGUGAUUUUCUCCAGUCUCAGUUACAUCCUACCAACUGCCUUGGCAUCAGAGCAUUUGCAGAUGUGCACACCUGCACGGAACUCCUGCAGCAGGCCAAUGCUUAUGCAGAGCAGCAUUUCCCAGAGGUGAUGCUUGGGGAAGAAUUUCUAAGCCUUAAUCUGGACCAGGUGUGUAGCUUAAUAUCCAGUGACAAGCUUACAGUUUCUUCGGAAGAAAAGGUUUUUGAAGCUGUGAUUUCCUGGAUAAAUUAUGAGAAAGGAACCCGCUUGGAACACAUGGCUAAGCUGAUGGAACAUGUCCGUCUCCCCCUCUUACCAAGGGACUAUCUGGUGCAGACCGUUGAAGAAGAAGCUUUGAUAAAGAACAACAACACGUGUAAAGACUUCCUUAUUGAAGCUAUGAAGUACCACCUGUUGCCUUUGGAUCAAAGGCUGUUGAUAAAAAACCCAAGGACUAAGCCAAGGACUCCGGUCAGCCUGCCCAAGGUUAUGAUUGUGGUGGGCGGCCAAGCCCCCAAAGCUAUCCGGAGCGUUGAAUGUUACGAUUUUGAGGAGGACAGAUGGGAUCAGAUCGCAGAACUUCCUUCAAGGAGAUGCAGAGCAGGGGUGGUGUUCAUGGCUGGAAGCGUUUACGCUGUGGGGGGCUUUAAUGGCUCCCUUCGUGUCCGGACGGUUGACGUGUAUGAUGGUGUGAAGGACCAGUGGACGUCCAUCGCCAGCAUGCAGGAGCGCCGGAGCACACUAGGCGCAGCUGUGCUCAAUGAGCUCCUCUAUGCCGUGGGGGGGUUCGAUGGGAGCACAGGUCUUGCAUCAGUGGAAGCCUACAGCUACAAAACCAAUGAGUGGUUCUUCGUGGCACCUAUGAACACAAGGAGAAGCAGUGUGGGAGUGGGUGUUGUGGAAGGAAAGCUGUAUGCCGUUGGAGGGUAUGAUGGGGCUUCCCGCCAGUGCCUCAGCACCGUGGAACAAUACAACCCAGCCACCAACGAAUGGACGUACGUGGCAGAUAUGAGCACACGUCGCAGUGGUGCAGGGGUUGGAGUACUCAGUGGGCAGCUGUAUGCCACGGGUGGGCAUGACGGCCCCUUGGUGAGGAAGAGUGUGGAGGUCUACGAUCCUGGGACAAAUACCUGGAAGCAAGUUGCAGAUAUGAACAUGUGCCGGCGAAAUGCAGGUGUAUGUGCGGUGAAUGGGCUCUUGUACGUGGUGGGAGGUGAUGAUGGUUCCUGCAAUCUGGCAUCCGUGGAGUACUACAACCCUGUCAGCGACAAGUGGACGCUACUGCCGACAAACAUGAGCACGGGGAGGAGUUACGCAGGUGUUGCUGUGAUUCAUAAGCCAUUAUGACAAAAAUUCGCCCUACCAAGAGGUGGAGGACGGGAGGGAAUGCUGCUUGGGUUUCAGAACACUCUGGACAAGAACUGACCUGUUCCAGCUCGUCAGGAUGUCAAGAAGCCUGCCUCUGCUCCGGCUUGGCUCUGAGGAGUGACACAGUGUGAGAACCCUCUCCCCUCUGCCCCACCUCCCCCAUAAGGCCCAUCCUCCACCUCACCUUGUGCAUUUUUUUCCACUUUGUGCAAUGAACUGUCCCCUGUCCCCUGCCCCACAAGUGGCCUCCAAAGAAGGGCCUACUGUGUUUUUUAUAUUUCCACAAUGGCACCGGAGAAACUGUAAUUCUUCUGUGUAAACACCAUGCUUUAACAAGUAGGUGGGUAGAAAGUCUACUGGAUUUCUUUACUACUGAUGUUUCAAAUAUGUUCAAACUCAAGGGAUGGGAAAUGCCUGCUCUGGCCUCACUCCAUCGGUUCAAUUGGAAGUGACCCCAUGACUCCGAAGAGAUUGUCUUCCAGAGGCAGAAUCAGGUGACCAAUUGUCUCCUGAGGAAAACUGGGGAAAUGGGAUGCUCCGUCAGACGGAACUGAGGGCCAGGCAGGCUUCCAUUGACUGUGUAUAUGUACAUUACUUGCCUACUGUAAAUUUAUUCUGUAGAAGAACUGUGGCGUUUUUGGAGCUAGAUUGUGCCCUUUCUUUGCUAGUCAGUAUGAUUGUGUUCACAAGCCACACCUCAGCAGAGCACUGAAGGCACCCUAGGAGGGGGUCUUCGCUGCCUAAGAAACCCCUAAAUCAAUGCUGGAAACCCCUAAAGCAAUGUUGCCUCAAUGUCUUGGUUUUUUGUUACUUAUUUUAAAUAGGGGAAAAUGAAAACACACACACACACACACACACACACUCACACUCGCUCACUCGCUCUCACACACACCCUGACCAUAUGAAUUGGCCUCUUGCCUUCUUGGGGGUUUCCUGAUGCACAUGAAAAGAUUCUAGAAAAUGGUGUGACCUCAACUACAGAGCCAGGUUUCAAGACUGUCUAAAACCGCGAAGGUGUGUUUCACCUCUGGGUGCCAGCUUGGUGCCAUAAGGAGCCUGCUGUUGGGUCCUGAUGCGCUUUACAAUCUCCUAACUGUGGGAUGUGACUCCAGCUGGGACCAAAUCCAGAUCUAGAUUUACAGUGCCUCUGUACAUAUAUACCAUAGCUGUAGGCUAAGACCCCAGGGUACCUCAGCCAUGGAUGCUUCCCUAACCUGUGUCCAAUGACCUUCCACGGGGGGUCCCCAGGGUCUCAGUUUAUCUGUCACCAAAACUCCCAGAAGGCAGAUGCUGACACUCAGUCCCCUGGCAGCUUUUGGAAAUCACUGGGGGUUCUAGGUUUUGGGGGAUUGCACAUGUGUCUCUUCUUCCAGGAAAAGCAGCUUUUUAAAAUGAAUAGAAAGAACAUGGGAAGAAACCAAGGUGACAGGCACCCAAUCUUUGUCCAUCAUGGCUUCAGAGAUAAAAGGGGGUGGACGUCUCCCCUGGGGAUCAGAAGAAGGUGGGCAGCUUCGGGCUAAUAUGCCAGUCGGGGCUAGCCCUGGGCAUGACACUGGCCAAGUUGGUCGUAACUCCUGCUUUCCCUUUCCACAUUUCUGUGCCUCCUUCCCUCUCCUCACUCAGGCUUCUGUUGCUGCCUGAACUUCCUUGUAAAUAAAGGAGUCAGAGGGGUUUAGGGUCUUCAUGUGUGACCCUUCCUGAGGCACUGGCACUUUAAGAAAUGGGAAUGCUUAACCCCAAAGGAAUAAAUCACUAAUGAUUGAAUUUUAGGCAUCAGUUGGGGAGGUGCUUUUGUCUUUGGAAUUCCUCAUAUCACACCCAAAUAGACAGCUGCCUACUUUACCUACACAUUUAAAGCCAACCUGAUGCCAGCAUUUGGCUUCUUUUUCCUGUAGAAUCUUUGGAGCCAAAUGACACUUCAGGGCACGAUCAAUAUAGGCCCAAGAAACCUGGUAUAGCCAUGGUUAUUUCAAAAAACCCCAGAUACUGCUGAAAGUACUGUCUAUAGGUCUUUAAAAACACUGGGACCACACUGGUCAAUCAGUCAAUAUGAAGCACUUCCUGUGUAUACCAACAGCCUCAGAGAGGAGCUCACGUCUUGUUCCCCACCCUUUGCCAGUAUCAGAUCUCCUGAUGCUAGGCAGAUAGUUUCUUGGGAGCAAAAUAGCACCUCCGUAGGGCAUGUAUGUUUUGCCCAUAAUUCCUGCCAGCUGCACUGCAAAGCCUCAAAUAUCUGGCCAUACUGUUUGGGGGACAAAUGGCUGUAUAAUAAGAGGGAUCAAAAUGUGUUUCUGAUUGGGUGCUUCAGUGGGUAAGACUGGUGCUCUUGACAUCUCAGCCUAGGCUGUUGGGAUGUGAAUUGAAGGAAGGGGUGUUUGUGAUAGAUGCUCCCCACCCCAUCCUUUUGCCCCAAAUGGGUGAAUGGGGUGUCCAUAUUAUGAGAAAUGGGGGAUGGCAAUAACUUCAUUACAUUAUAGAUUCCAGGUCCUGGUUUAAGACAAAAGGUGAAUUCCAUUUCCAGGUCAUCAUCCAUAAAUAGGCCCGCUUGCUUAAAGCAAACCAUCGCUGUUUUCUGCUUCUUGGAUUUUGCUUUUGAUUCUGCUUCCUAGGAUUCCCCUGUGCCAGGGAGCACUGCCCCUGUUUAUCUGUGGGGUCAAUGGAAUGACGUGCAUUUCAUCUCCAUGUGUGUUUCUGUGGGGUCUAGAACACUGGUGCGUCAUCACCCAGAGGCUGGUCUGCUUGUAGCUGCAGCCAGGUGAGAAUCAGCCCAAUAGGAAACCUGUGGAUCAGGCAUGAGGAUUUUAUCUCAGCCUUGAUGCACUGGCACAGUAGGCAUCUCAGGCAGUUAACACAGGCCUGUGAAGGCUAAAACCCUUCUAGGAUGGGGUAGCACGGCCAGAGAGUAUAAUACUGCAAGCCUGUUGGCAGCAAAGAAAUGGAAUUGAAACCCAAAGUACAAAGAAAACCACCAGAUCCUGAGCAAGCAACUUAGACCUGGCUCGGAUGCUGAUUGGGAAGUGGAGAUUGGCCUCUGGGUUCCAAAGGUCUUUCUAAUUAGUGACCAGUGGUAUCUCUCCUUUAUCUAAAAGGUUGCAGUGUUAAGUCAAGCAACACAACCUCCUUUUCUGCUAUGCAAUGUGAACACCUGACAAGUCCGUGACAGACCAGUCGCAAUAUCCCCCCUUCCCACGUUGCUUUUUGAGGUGUCUUUCUCCGAUAUUUGUUGUGUAAUGUUUGUACAUUUCUGAGCCAGAUCCUUUUCAAAGAUUGCCUUUUUAUAGAAUUGAAGCUAUAGCUUUUGGGGCUAAAAUUUUAAUGUAGAUAUUUUUAUAAGAUAAUUUUGAAGACUUUUUGAAUCACUUUUUAUUGGCUUUGUGGUUGAAAGUUGAAGUUCCUUGCGUGACUCGUGUCUCAACCCUGCUUACCCCUAUAGCCGUUCACCCUGUGUUUUCAAUUCAGAAAAUCAGAUUCAAUUCUGGCAGGCAGCCCCCCUCUCUGUCCUUGUUCCGUUUUGCUUUUUCUUAUGGAACAUUAAAUAGACACUUCUUAAUUGGAAAAAAAAAUAAUGAGCUAUAUGUUUAUAUUUCUGAGGAAGCUUUGGAUACGAUCACUAAACUUUAUCAUUCGAUUUUCAUUUCACUGUUUAUAUUGCUUGUUUACUUUAAUGCAGCCAGUCUCCUCUCUGUGGGCCCUGAAAUACCAUCCUUGUCUGUUUUCCAUUUGGCUCCACUGUCCUGCUGCACAACCCAACAGUGCUGAUGUGAUCAAGCUUGGGAGGGGAGUCCUGCCUUCUAAAAUCAAAUUCCUGUGACCUUUGUCCUGAUUUUCUUCUUGCAUUCAGAGGCUAAAAGCAGAGGACUUUGCUAUCAGAAAGUGCCCACUUUGGAAGAAACUGGUUAUUGGACACUUUCCCUGCCCCCAGCAAAGAACUUGCUCUAAGUUAAAGUAGUUCGUACUUUUCAGAUACACAUAUCAAACCUUACAAGCCUUGCUUCCUUGGCUGUCUGUUUAAUGACAUUUGUAAAGUACUGUAUCCCCCAAUCCUUCUAUGAGGAACAUUUAUCUUUUCGAUAGGGCAGUGUCUUCUUGGUUUUAGCUUUGCUUUCUUGCUUUCUGAUUCCCCCUACUCACCCCAACCCCCAUAUAGGUGACAUAAGUCAUAUCAGAGAAUUUACUUUCUAUUUGUACCUUGUAAAUUAGAUUUGGGAGGUAGACUGAACCUGUUUUCAGUUAGCUGUAGUUCUUAGGGCUUGCUGCUGACCGAAGAAGGAAGGUUUGACCUCAUCGCCCCAUGAAGUCAUGAGGUUGGAAUAUUUUUUCCUGUUUGCACUAUUAAGAGAUUUAAUCCAUAAUAUUCUGCUGUGUUGUUAUGUCUACUGAAUCAAGUGGGUUUGCUCUCUCCAGGACCAGCUGUUCUUUGGAAAUGAAAGAGGAUUCCCCUACAGCAGGCAACAGCGGGCCAGUCACACCAUUUAAUCUUACCGCCCCAGGUCCACUGCUGGGGACACCAAAAGGCUUCUCUCAGACUUGAUCUGGAGACUUGAGAUGGCAGUUUUGGCAGAGUCAGUAAUGCAUUGGAAGUGGCCUGACCUCUUGCCAUUGGUGAUGAGAUGGUAAUUUUAUUCUCCUUUUCAAUGGCAAUAAGGAACCACCAUUAAACAUAUUGUUUAGUUUGUAUAGUUUUCAUAUGUAUAUUAUCUGUAAAAUACUUUCUUUUAAAAAUGAAUUAAGAUGGUAAAGUGUGUUUGUGCAUAUGUGAGUGUGUGAAUGUAUGCGCAUGUGUGCACGAGGCUGCUCAGCCCCUGUGAUUUCCCAUGGGAGGCUUUGGUAAAAUCUGAUUAAUCCUACAGAUUAUAGCAUACUGAGUGGGCAAGGUCCCUGAUCUGUCUUUAUUCAUGGAUGUGAUGGACCGAAUGUCUUGUAAGAGAAAAUUUGGCAGAAGUAUGCUUGAUUUCAGUGACAACUGAACAUAUAGUUUCCAAAAUUUAUGAUUUUAACAGGAAUCAUGUUCUAGUUCCCAACAUUUCGUGUUUCUUUAUAAAAUAAAGAAUAAAAGCUGUGCAAUUA